Messenger RNA from Chanos chanos (milkfish), 1662 nucleotides. RefSeq names its product tetratricopeptide repeat protein 39A-like. The coding region runs from base 25 to 1662 and encodes 545 amino acids. The transcript has 17 exons. The record is from RefSeq and is a predicted model, not a curated record. Gene Ontology annotation, molecular function: protein binding. Lineage: Eukaryota; Metazoa; Chordata; Actinopteri; Gonorynchiformes; Chanidae.
UUACAGGCAUGCCUCGUGGAGUGUAUGGAGGCUUUGGACCUUUUCCUCAACAACCAGUUCACAGAGAGCUUAGACAAACUACGCCCAAGGGUGAAGGACAGCAUGUACCACGCUCUCUUUUACGCCACUCUCCUGGCCAUGCACGGCAUGAUGACCUUCCAGCAGGAUGACAUCAUCAGCGCGGGACGGACCAUGAAGAGCGCCCAGGAGCUGUGUCAGAGGUUUCGGAGGAAGUCGUCUGGGGUUGGCUCAGUCAGCAGUCUGGGGAAAAAUUCAGGAGAGAAACUCAGUGAAGAGGAGCUCCAUGCUGAGGUCUGUUACGCUGAAUGUCUGCUUCAAAGAGCUGCACUUACAUUCCUACAGGAUGAGAGCAUGGUGAGCUUCAUUAAGGGAGGAAUGAAAGUGAGGAACUGCUACAUCAUUUACAAGGACCUUCAUAACUUCCUUCAGUCCUCACACUUUCACAAAGGGCCAAACCAUUCUGAACUGAAAGGAGGGGUCGCCCUUGGGGUUGGAGCAUUCAACUUGACUCUGUCCAUGCUUCCUGCUCGGAUCCUCAGGUUGCUGGAGUUCGUCGGCUUCUCAGGUGAUAAGAAUUACGGUCUUUCACAGCUUCAUGAAGGAGCUGAAGGAUUGAGUCUGAGAAGCAUCUUGUGUGUGUUACUCUUACUGUGCUACCACACGUUCCUCUCCUUCAUCCUGGGGACAGGAGAAGGAAGCCUAGCUGAUGCUGAGGAGCUGCUGAAACCACUACAGCAACGAUAUCCCCGUAGCGCUAUCUUUCUGUUCUUUGCUGGGAGAAUGGAGCAGAUUAAAGGAAACAUUGAUCAGGCUGUGGACAGGUUUGAGGAGGGCUGUAAGGUACAGCAGGUCUGGCCUCAGUUCCACCAUAUGAGUUACUGGGAGCUGAUGUGGUGUUUCACUCUGAAGAGAGCCUGGAAAAUGGCCUAUUUCUAUGCAGACCUGCUCAGCCAGGAAAGCCACUGGUCCAAGGCUAUGUAUGUGUACAUGAAGGCGUCCUUCCUCAGCAUGCUGCCUGCAGAGGAGGAAAGACCAUUUGGAGAGAGUGAAGUGGAGCUUUUUAGACAGGUGUCCUCUUUAAAGCAGAAGAUUGCGGGUAAAUCUCCUCCCACGGAGAAGUUUGCUGUACGGAAAGCCAGACGGUACAAAGCUCUCCACCCCGUCACCCUCCCAGUACCUGCACUGGAGAUGAUGUACAUGUGGAACGGUUUUGCUAUGAUCCGUAACCGUCCUGACUUGACCGAAGGGAUACUCAACAUUCUGACGCAAGCAGAGCGACAUCUGCUGGACGCUCCAGUGAAUGACUACACGGUGGAUGACCAGUGUAUGGUCCAGCUCCUCAAGGGAGUUUGUCUGAAGAACCAGGCUCAGACGCAGGCAGCGGAGGCCUGCUUUAGCCAUGUGUGGAAAAGUGAAAAACAAAUUAAGUUUGAUCAUUACCUGAUUCCCAAUGCGCUGUUGGAGCUGAGUUUUCUCUGUAGUCAGAGGGGCAACAGAGAACAGGCUAUUAGUCUACUGCAGAGAGCCAAAAAUAACUACAAAGAUUACUCCAUGGAAUCGCGGACGAUAUUCCGCAUCCACGCGGCUCUGUCCAAACUCAAAGGUAGCUCCGCGGACACCGAGGAGAGCACCGCGACGUAG